AUGUAUAUUCAAGCCAACAAUAUUAACAUUGGUGUGAAGUUGAAUCUUCUCCACAAGAAGAAACCUACCACUCAAGUUGAAGAAGCCUUUGAUUUACAAAAGUUUACUUCUUUGCAAUCUUUCAAGGAAUACAUUAUGGAAAAGUAUUUUAAAUUGGAGAAAACUCCUCUUCUCCAACAACAACCAGAACAACAACCAGAACAAGAGCCUCUUGAUGAUCAAAAGAAUUCCAUGAUUCUUAUUGUUAAAGUUCAAAAGGAUUGGUUGAACAAUAACACUUCAAAGCCAAACAUAUUUAAACGUAUUGAAGGUGAAGAAGAGUGGAAUCAAGUUAUUCAAGCUGUUCUACUUGCUCAUACCAAGGAACAAUCUAUCAUUGUUGGUGAGAAUUUGCCAAAGGCCAUUAUAGUUGAAUUCAAACUCAAGUGUAAACCUGCAAAGCGAAUGAUCAAGAAGCAAUUAAAAGAGUUGAAGAAACAAAAGAAGCAAAUCAAGAAGCAAUUCGUAAGCUUGAAGGAAGAGAAUACUUCACCAUCUGUUGCUAUUGUUGCCGAAAAUAUGUAUCCUACUUUGAAUGUCCCAGUUGAAGAAGUUGACAACAAGAAUAACACUGAAACAAACACUCUUAAAGUAAAGAGAGAAUUACUUUUGGAAAAGAAGCUCAAAUUACAAGAGAUGAGAGCCAAGUUAAAGAUGAUGAAACUUGAAGCAAAGCUUGGAGAAGAUAAUGGAGAAAAGAUUGAAAAGAAACUUGAAAAGCAUCAAGCAAAACUUCAAAGAAAGAAGGAAAAGUUGGAGAAGAAGGAAAAUCACAAGACUGAAAAGUUAAUCAAGAAGCAAGAAAAGAGAGAGCUCAAGUUGAAAGAAAAGGAAUUAAAAAUUGAACAAUCCAAAGAUGAUGUUCAACUCUUUGAAGAAAAUGGCCAAGCUCUCGUUUUAAAACCAGAAAUUAAGAAAAUUUUCAUUGAUGGUAACAAUAUGUUCUUUAUGAAUAGAGCUAUGAGACACAUUCUUUUGGAAUUGAAGAAUAGAAAGUUAGCUGAAGACUUGAUUUCAACCACUUCUAAAAUGUACUCACAACUAUCAGAAUUGUUAUGGAAUCAACAAUUGCACUUGAUGCAAGUUUGCUUUGAUUCCUCAAGUCAACAAGUCAUCAACAAUCCUAAUGUUACAUUUGUUGUAACAUCUGCCAAACAGGAAGGAUAUCCAUCUGCUGAUGAUCUACUUGUUGAACUUGCAAAUAGACAGAAUAUUGCUUGUCUUUUGGAUUCAUGUCUAUUUGUAACAUCUGAUAGAGUUUUAAGACAACGUUUGAGAAGUGUUGGAAAUGGUGCCAAGUGUGUUGGUUCUGCAAAUUGGAUGAAAUUUAUUUAUUCCCAUUUGUGUUCUAAUACCAAUGAACUAUCUUUGGAUGAUUGGUUGUUACAACUUUUAAAUGGAUUAAAUCAUUAA
Naegleria gruberi is the source of this 1452-nucleotide messenger RNA. RefSeq lists its product as uncharacterized. Bases 1 to 1452 code for a protein of 483 amino acids. The transcript has a single exon. The record is from RefSeq and is a predicted model, not a curated record. Lineage: Eukaryota; Heterolobosea; Eutetramitea; Acrasida; Naegleriidae.